Messenger RNA from Zootermopsis nevadensis, 1285 nucleotides. Its product is annotated as dehydrogenase/reductase SDR family member 11-like. Lineage: Eukaryota; Metazoa; Arthropoda; Insecta; Blattodea; Termopsidae. Gene Ontology annotation, molecular function: oxidoreductase activity. The record is from RefSeq and is a predicted model, not a curated record.
UCAAGUUUUAAUAUGACACAGCAGAUUCUCAUCAAAUUGAGAGAAACAGUUGCGCAUGCGUAACAAAUGAGGUCACAGGCCAGUCCAGAUUCAGCUAACAUCAUGCAGCGUUCAGUAUCACAAACUCAUUUCGUGUAACGUCCGCUGUUUGAAGUACAAAGGGAAAUUCAACUAUGGAGCGUUGGUCAGGUCGUGUUGCCGUGGUGACAGGAGCCAGUUCUGGGAUAGGAGCGGCCAUCGCCCAGGAACUCGUCAAGAAAGGGCUCAAGGUGGUCGGACUGGAUCUUCAGGUUCAAAGAAUGGAGGAGAUGUCAAAUUCUCUCAGAUCCUCGCAAGGAAAACUGUAUCCUCUCAAAUGUGACGUCAGGAAGGAAUCAGAUAUUAAGGAGGCCUUUAAAUGGGUUAAGUCUAACCUUGGAGGAACUGACAUUCACGUUAACAAUGCCGGGGUCGCCGAUUACAACAAUCUCAUAGAUGGACCGUCAGAGAACUGGAGGAAAAUCAUGGAAGUGAAUGUACUUGGUUACAGUAUAUGCGCUAAAGAAGCUUUGCAGUCCAUGAGGGAGAAAGGAGUGGAUGAUGGACACAUAAUAAAUAUGAGCAGUGAAACAGCUCACCAGAUACCCCCUUCGUUCUUCAUGUAUUCUGCCUCUAAACAUGCCGUCUCCGCGCUGACCGAGGGGCUGCGUCGUGAGCUGGUCAACCUCAAGUCGAAGAUCCGUGUCACAAGUAUCAGUCCCGGAACUGUAAGAACUGGAAUUGCGGAAGCCUCCAAAACUCCAAAAAAAAUGUUGGAAGCUUUUAAGAACAUGCCUUCCCUAGAACCGGAAGAAAUUGCAAAUGCGGUAUUGUAUGUCCUUGGCACACCACCACAUGUACAAAUUCAUGAGCUGAUUAUAAAGCCCAACGGACCAACGAUUUAAGAGAAUGUCAAAACCAUGGCUAAGAGGGUAGAAUAUAAUUCAUAGGUCUACUGGGUAGGGGUUUGCACCCCACAAAGCAUUGUAUUUGCCUUACUUUAUUUCUAAUAUUUGCUUCUUACACAACCAGAAGGACAUCGACGAAGAAAGGGACAAGACACGACUUCUUUGGCCGAAAUGCAUAAGUCAACAAAUCAUAGUUUCUGGUUUUCACGAUGAAUGAACGUGCUCAACCCUAAAAUAAUGUUGAAAUACACUGGUUUAUAAAAUUGGGAUAACAUAAUAUCUUUAAUAAGUAAGGAAUAAUUGUGUAUGACAAAAAAUGUUCUCACCAUAAAUUGUUAAUAAAUUAGUGUACUCUAAUA